Molecule: messenger RNA, 2998 nt
Organism: Manis javanica (Malayan pangolin)
Lineage: Eukaryota; Metazoa; Chordata; Mammalia; Pholidota; Manidae
Gene: TEAD3
Product: TEA domain transcription factor 3
Biological process (GO): positive regulation of transcription by RNA polymerase II; hippo signaling; embryonic organ development
Cellular component (GO): transcription regulator complex
Molecular function (GO): RNA polymerase II cis-regulatory region sequence-specific DNA binding; DNA-binding transcription factor activity, RNA polymerase II-specific
Source: RefSeq, a predicted model, not a curated record
CUCGUGGUUCAGGGAAUGACUGAGGGACUGGUGGCAGCUCGGCUCAGGCUGCCAGUGGGCUCAGGCCCAGAGCCCAGAGCAACCAGCACAAUAGCGUCCAACAGCUGGAACGCCAGCAACAGCCCCGGGGAGGCCCGGGAGGAUGGGUCCGAAGGCCUGGACAAGGGGCUGGACAACGAUGCAGAGGGUGUGUGGAGCCCGGACAUCGAGCAGAGCUUCCAGGAGGCCCUGGCCAUCUACCCGCCCUGCGGCCGCCGCAAGAUCAUCCUGUCAGACGAGGGCAAGAUGUACGGUAGAAAUGAGUUGAUUGCGCGCUAUAUUAAACUGAGGACGGGGAAGACUCGGACAAGAAAACAGGUAUCCAGCCACAUACAGGUUCUAGCUCGGAAGAAGGUGCGGGAGUACCAGGUUGGCAUCAAGGUCUCUAGCCACUUGCAGGUUCUAGCCAGGCGGAAAUCUCGGGAGAUUCAGUCCAAGCUGAAGUCCUCAUCUGAGCCUCGUCUAAUUCAUCCUCCCUCUCCUUCACAGGCCAUGAACCUGGACCAGGUCUCCAAGGACAAAGCCCUCCAGAGCAUGGCAUCCAUGUCCUCUGCCCAGAUUGUCUCCGCCAGCGUCCUACAGAACAAGUUCAACCCACCCUCCCCUCUGCCCCAAGCUGUCUUCUCCACUUCCUCACGGUUCUGGAGUAGCCCCCCUCUCCUGGGACAGCAGCCUGGACCCUCUCAGGACAUCAAGCCCUUUGCACAGCCAGCCUACCCCAUCCAGCCACCCCUGCCACCGACACUCAGCAGUUAUGAGCCUCUGGCCCCACUUCCCCCAGCUGCUGCCUCUGUGCCUGUGUGGCAGGACCGCACCAUCGCCUCCUCCCGGCUGCGGCUUCUCGAGUAUUCUGCCUUCAUGGAGGUGCAGCGAGACCCUGACACGUACAGCAAACACCUAUUUGUGCACAUCGGCCAGACAAACCCUGCCUUCUCGGACCCGCCCCUGGAGGCAGUCGAUGUGCGUCAGAUCUACGACAAGUUUCCUGAGAAAAAGGGCGGACUAAAAGAGCUCUAUGAAAAGGGGCCCCCUAAUGCUUUCUUCCUCGUCAAGUUCUGGGCCGAUCUCAACAGCACCAUCCAGGAGGGCCCGGGAGCUUUCUAUGGGGUCAGCUCCCAGUACAGCUCAGCUGAUAGCAUGACCAUCAGUGUCUCCACCAAGGUGUGCUCCUUUGGCAAGCAGGUGGUGGAGAAGGUGGAGACUGAGUAUGCCAGGCUGGAGAAUGGGCGCUUCGUGUACCGCAUCCACCGCUCACCCAUGUGCGAGUACAUGAUCAACUUCAUUCACAAGCUGAAACACCUGCCUGAGAAGUACAUGAUGAACAGCGUCCUGGAGAACUUCACCAUCCUGCAGGUGGUCACCAGCCGGGACUCCCAGGAGACCCUGCUUGUCAUUGCCUUCGUCUUCGAAGUCUCCACCAGCGAGCACGGGGCCCAGCACCAUGUCUACAAGCUUGUCAGAGACUAGGGUGCCCCUGCCCCCACCACCAGGGUCCAGGACGAGCAUCUUUCCCACACAUCUGGCAGCCCUGGGGGUCCAGGACUGAGGACUCAUCUGCCUGCCAUGCCUCAGGCCCAGGACCCAGGAGGCCUUCCCACCCACCCCCAGCACACACACUCCUUGCCACUGUUCUGUGCUUUAGCUGUGGGAGGAGAGGAGGGCUCAGCCGUGGGGCAGCCUGCCCAAGAGCUGGCCCCUGUCAUCCAGCUCUGCCCAGCCUUGAAUGAAUGGGAGGACAUCUUCAGGCUCAGGCAUGUGUGGCCACUGGCCCCUCAGAGGAGUGUGGCGGGCAGGUGAGGGCAGAAUGGAGACCGAGGGAGCUGGGGUGCAGAGACCCCAGAAAGGAGAGUGUCAAGUGGGGUUGAGUUGAGAAGAGAGGGGCCAACACUUUCUUUGCACCUGCUGUGUGCCAGGUCCCCUGUGUGCCUCAUUUCAUCCUCAGACCCUGCAAGGCAAGCAUGGGUCUUGCUGUCUCAGGUGAGUUGCUGAGACUCCAAGAAGUUGAAGGCCCCGUGGGCAGAGUUGGAGUUCUCACCCAGGGCUGCCUGUCCCCCGAGCCCAGGUUUACACUACCUCCCUGGAGUGGCCGGCUGUAGUGGGUGGGAGAUUGGGUCUGCACUGAGGGGCUAGGGUCAUUUGGGUUUGGAGCACAAAACACCUCCUCCCAGAGUCCCCUGACACAGGGGAACAGCUGCUUUUGACUAGGCAGGAGGAGGGGAGCAGCAGGGACUCAUCACCCAUUAGGUGCCUUCUGUCACCCCUGGUCCAGCCAAGGGCCUCGGGAGCCUCCUGUGCUGACCUCCUCCAAGUUGUCCCCGCCCAGAUCCUAAGCCCAAGGCCCCCAGCAACCUUCUGAUGAAGAAAGGCCCCCAGAGGCAGGUCCCCGCUUGGGAACAGGCUGGGGAGUCAGAUAGGAAGAUGCAGCCCCAGCCUCUGGACAGACCAGUGGCCCAGGGACAAGGAGGUACCACAAGGCUUUAAAUUUUUUCUCUUUCUCAAGACUUGGGUCUGAUGAACCCUUGGUGGGUACCACUCUCAUGCUCUUCCCCACCUCAGUCUCCCUGGCCUGGAGCAGCAGUUCCUCAGACCCAGUUCUGAGACUGAAGGUUAGCCCUUCCCCUGCUGCCCCUUCCCAGUACCCAGACCCGUCAGCCGGCUUGGCCAGGCCACCAGCCUCUGGGUAUUUAUGAGUUUCAUAUGAAGUACUGUGCCCUUUACCUGCCCUUCCCCAUCCUGCCCCUGAGCUUCCUGAAGGUCCUCACAGUUUGCAUAUCGCUCAGGCCACCUCCAAACCCAACCUAGGUUUUAUAAUGUAUAUUAUAUAUUUUUUGUGUAUUUUUUAAAUCCAGCUGUGAUGGGUUAUAUCAUAAACGUGGCAUGGGGCUGGGGCCAGGGCCCUCAAGGCCCAGCUCCUGCUCAAAAAAAAAAAAAAAAAAAAAUUAAAGUUAUUUGUUUGUGG